AUGGGCGCUUGCAGCUCCUGUCUCGGCGGACAGCGCCAGGAAUUCGAAGAGGACGACGAGUCCCGUCUCCUCUUUGACGACCCCAAUGGCCUCCACUACGGCAGCUUCCAGCAGCAGAUGACGGGCCAGGACGACCAGCUCGAGGCCCAGCGCGAGAUUGAGGCCCUGCAGCGCGUGGUGGCGCGGACGUCCGACAACAUGGUCGACAUCUUCGAGAUCGCGCCCCAGGACGAGGCCCCCGCCUACGCCUUCCCCGGCCAGGACGCGCGGCUGGCCCGGUACCAGAACCUGCUCUCCAAGCUGUCGGACGAUGCCAGCGUGUGCAGCACGGCCAGCACAAAGGUCGACUGGGUGCCGUGGGACGACCACGUGGAGCUGCAGCCGGCGCCCAAGGAGGCCGGGCCGCUGGUUGGGACGUUUGCGGAUGCCGUGGAGCGGUGA
Messenger RNA from Gaeumannomyces tritici R3-111a-1, 441 nucleotides. RefSeq lists its product as hypothetical. Gene Ontology annotation, biological process: cellular response to amino acid stimulus; regulation of receptor recycling; cholesterol homeostasis. Gene Ontology annotation, cellular component: membrane raft; Ragulator complex; late endosome membrane. Lineage: Eukaryota; Fungi; Ascomycota; Sordariomycetes; Magnaporthales; Magnaporthaceae. The coding region runs from base 1 to 441 and encodes 146 amino acids. The transcript has 3 exons. The record is from RefSeq and is a predicted model, not a curated record.